Molecule: messenger RNA, 408 nt
Organism: Prunus armeniaca (apricot)
Lineage: Eukaryota; Viridiplantae; Streptophyta; Magnoliopsida; Rosales; Rosaceae
Source: the annotation of a GenBank genome assembly
AUGAUGGCUGGUGAGAAUGUAGUCAGGCCCAAAGUGAACAAUAUGAUGGCUGGUGAGAAUGUAGCCAGGCCCAAAGUGAACAGUAUGAUGGCUGGUGAGAAUGUAGCUAGGCCCAAAGCAAACAGUAUGAUGGCUGGUGAGAAUGUAGCUAGGCCCGAAGCAAACAAUAUGAUGGCUGGUGAGAAUGUAGCCAGGCCCAAAGUGAACAACAGUAUGAUGGCUGGUGAGAAUGUAGCCAGGCCCAAAGCAAACAAUAUGAUGGAUGGUGAGAAUGUAGCCAGGCCCAAAGCGAACAGAAUGAUGGCUGGUGAGAAUGUAGCCAGGCCCAGUGUUGAGGUCGCACGCGUCUUUGGAUUAACUGGCGUGUUGACAGACCCCAUACGUGGCCGGGUGCGUCCCGACGUAUGA